Messenger RNA from Sporothrix brasiliensis 5110, 450 nucleotides. RefSeq lists its product as uncharacterized. The coding region runs from base 1 to 450 and encodes 149 amino acids. The record is from RefSeq and is a predicted model, not a curated record. NCBI's taxonomy places the organism in Eukaryota, Fungi, Ascomycota, Sordariomycetes, Ophiostomatales, Ophiostomataceae. The transcript has a single exon.
AUGUCCAUACUUAACCAGAAUGGUGACGCACCUUCCCACGAAACCAACCACAACAUCUCCUUCUUCACGCCACCGCACGUGCCUACUUCAGCAGCGGGAAACACAACGACGUCGCAGCCCUCGAACAUGGCCACUCCUCCACUGAUCGUGAGCAGUGCGCUUGUCACCCAAACACCCUCGAGCCCAGCUGGGCAAAAUGGCAUCACCUUCCCAGACAGCAGCAGCAACAACAUCAACAACAACAAUGAUGGCAACAACGGUGGAAGCAGUUCGGGCUUGUCGACAGGUAGCCAGGUGGCUGUUGCCCUUGGUGUCGUCAUCUUUGCGCUCUUGCUGGGCAGCCUCGGCCUCUGGGCCACGACGCAGUCACGGGCGAAGCGUGAGGCCUAUGGGCGACUGAACGGGACGACGGCGCGUUGUCAGAUGGCGGCGGAAACGAGGACGCGGUAG